Camarhynchus parvulus is the source of this 3708-nucleotide messenger RNA. Its product is annotated as tumor necrosis factor ligand superfamily member 10-like. The coding region runs from base 51 to 1052 and encodes 333 amino acids. Gene Ontology annotation, molecular function: tumor necrosis factor receptor binding. The transcript is spliced from 5 exons. Gene Ontology annotation, biological process: immune response. Lineage: Eukaryota; Metazoa; Chordata; Aves; Passeriformes; Thraupidae. Gene Ontology annotation, cellular component: membrane. The record is from RefSeq and is a predicted model, not a curated record.
GUCCCGCCGCGCUCGGGCCCGGGGCAGCGGGACCGGGACCGGGCCGGGCCAUGGCCCCGCACCCGCCCGGCGCCGGGCAGUACCUGCGCUCCGACAGCGGCGGCUCCGACACGCCCAUGCUGGCCGAGGGUGCCGCUGCCGGGCCCGCUCCCGGUCACUGUCCCGGUGCCGGUGCCGGUCCGGACGGCGGCCCCGGUGCGGCGCGGGGGCAGCGGCGGCGGCGGUGCGGGCCGCUGUGGGGCAGCGUGGCCGUCAUGGCUAUCCUGGCGCUGCAGAUCGCCUCCACCACCGGCCUCUUCGUCUACUUCACCAUGGCCAUCUCCAAGCUGAAGUCCCAGGCUCCGGGCAGCGCAGAGGAGCUGCGGUGUCUGCAGGUGCUCAAUCAGCAGCCCGAGGGCUCCAGCCUGGAGAAGCUGAGCAGCAGCCAGGGCUGCCUCAAGCUGGCCAGCACCAUCAAAGCCUAUGUGGCCACGGUGACCGAGAACAUCAUCCGCAGGAGCGCUGUGAAGGAGGCCUGGCGGAACUACUUCAACACCUCAGAGGGGCAACUUCCUCCCAAAACAGCUGGGAAGCCCUCAGCACAUCUGACCCUCCGCCCACAGAGCCUGGCUCAGGAUGGACGCUCCCAGCGCUCCGGGAACCUGUCCCAGUCGUGCCGCCACGCCAUCACGCACUGGGGGCACGGCAGCCUCGUGUCCCACGUGCAGAACAUGACGUACCGGGCCGGGCGGCUGCGCGUGGAGCAGCCGGGCAAGUACUACGUGUACGCGCAGAUCUACUUCCGCUACCGCGGCGCCGGCCGCGACUCGGGCCCGCAGCUGGUGCAGUGCAUCCAGUGGCAGCCGGCCCACAGCCCGCCCGUGCUGCUGCUCAAGGGCGUGGGCACCAAGUGCUGGGCACCCGAGGCUGACUACGGGCUCCACGCGCUCUACCAGGGGGGACUCUUCGAGCUCAAGGCCGGUGACGAGCUCUUUGUCUCCGUCUCCUCCCUGGCCAUCGACUCCGGUGACGCAGCCGCCAGUUACUUCGGGGCCUUCCGGCUCGACCUGUGACACCGCCUGCGCUCCCACUUGCCCCUGGAUUGUGGCCAAUGGCCCGGGGUGGCACAGGAUUCUUAUGGCUGCGUUGUCCCUUGUGGUGAGGGAUGAGCCAAGAGGGGCACAGGGCUGGCUGCCUGCAGGGCCCUGCUGUGCUUGGUGCCACCCUCCAGCCGUCAACCAGGAAGGGUCUCCGAGGGCCUACAAAGGACAGGCACAAGGAGGGACAUCCUAGCCCUGGUGGCACAGCACCUCUCUGCAGCAGGAAAGGCACCAGGGCCACAUCUGCCGCUGCAAGACAAAGUGUCCCCAUGGCAGGGUGACAUCCAUGAGUCUGAUGCUACCUUGGGCAGGGCUGUAGGUGCCAGGACCUGGGGCUGGAAGCGCCCUGGGACACAGGGCUGGCACCCCUGGGGCACACCUUGUGGGGAUGGGGCAGGUCCAGUGUCGGCCUCUGGGAGGGAAUGAAGGAGUUUCAGUUUGGGAGAGGAAAGCCUGGGGCAACAGCAGCGAUGGUUGCAGGGAGGGCAAAGGGCAGGACCGUGACACUGCAGCAGUCGCCAGCCCUGGCACCACACCUGGCACGUGGCACUGGGGCACGUGGUGACCGAGCCAGGCUGCACAGGACCAGGAGCUCAGCACGGCUGCUGACCAAGCACCUCUUCCCGUGUGGAUUUUGUCCCCUCCAGCCCUCACGGACAGCGCAGUCCCCACUUCCUCACACCUCCAGCCCUGGCAAUCCCCGCAGGAUUCCAGCUCUGGGUGAGCCCAGUGGUCACAGCAAGACCUUGGAGGGACCAAACCAGCCCUGGGGUGAUGGAUGCCAGCCCAGAGGCCAAAGGUGGGUUCAGGCAGGGCAGAGCAGGGCCCAGCUGGCUCAGCCCAUGGACACUGCGUGGGCACAGCCCCCUUCUCCAACUCCCCCUGUACUCUCUGUAUCCUGUUAAAACUGGGGGGAUUUACACAGUGGCAGUGUGGGCUGCCACAGGCAUGGGGCUCCCGGGGACGACGGAAUAAAGCCUUGUACUCCAGCGCAGGUCUGGCCCCUUUGCACCCAGGACACAGCCCGGACAGGGUGGACCCAGAGCCAAGUGGAGCAGGGCUGGGGCGCUGCCAGAGCUUCAGACAGAGCCCAGCAAAGUCUCCUGCUCAUCCUGCACCCACAGCACCUCCAGGGGCUCUGCAGCUGCCAGCCCCCACGGACACCCGAGGCAGUCCCAAGGGGAUGUGUUCCUGCUUCUCAAUCCAGAGCCUGCAUUCCCGCUGGACUCAGCUCCUGCAGAGACCCCAUGAAAUCUGAGCCCACCCCAGUUCCUCCCCUGCACCCAUCAGCUCCCAGGGGGUCCCAGUGCUCCUCCUCUUUGAGUCUGGGAUUGCCGAACCCAGCGCAGGAGGCAGCCCGUCCCCGGGGUCACCGAUGGGCUGUUCCUGGGCUGUUCCUGGGCAGCUCCUGCCAUCCCUCCUGCAGCUUCCCAGGCCUGACUGCCGGCCGGGGCUGGGGGCCGAGCCAGGCAGUUCCCACAUCCCCCCACCCCCAGCUGCUGGGCAUUCCCACUCUCCAGCCCCCAUCUCCUGCGGGCCCCUGCCACAGGGGGGUUGAUACAAACCCCACAGCAUGGUGCCACCCUGGCCCUGCACACAAGCACCUGGACCGGCCCCCAUGCAAGGGAACAUUCCCCAGCUCAUCCAAAAGCUCAUCCAAAGCCAGAGAGCACCAAGAACAGCCUCCUGCAGCCUCCAAAGGGGUGACAGGGCUGAUCCCCCCUUGGCAGGGCCCCAUUUUCCCAGUCCCCUUGGAGGGAUGGAGGGAGCUGAGCCGAACUUUGGCUCUGCAGCGCUUGGCCCUGGAGCACACUGGGCUCUUGCCCAAAGCCAAAAAAGCACUCCAAACCCCUCCAUUCUAAAACCAUCCCCUUUCCUCCAACUCUCAUCCCCCCUCCUGCUGUCCCAGCCCCCUCGGUGACCCACAGCAGGGUCUUGACACCCUGAGGUCUCAAACAGCCGCGGGAGCACCGAGCUCAUCCCGCCUCUGGCAGCAGCCAUGGGAGAGCAGAGCUGAAGCAGGGAACAGGGGCUACAGGAAAUGCAGCAGGUGGUUCCAAGAUUUCCUUUGAAAGGGAGUUUAACACGGCCCAAGGGAGCCAGCAGAGGCUGUGUUUGCCGUGGAGGAAGCAGGGAAAGCAGUGAGUGGGGAGAGCUGGGCUCGGUGCCAGCGGGCAAUGGCCCACCCCGCUUUCCUGGAAAGGAGAGGGCUCGUGGGUGGGUGGAUGGGAGAAGGAGAACUCCAGCAGCAUCAGGGCAAAGAGCAGCCUCACCCUGUCUGGGGAGAGCCCAGCUGGAAUUCCUCACUGUGAGGAACUGGCACAGGUUACCCCGCGAGCCUCAGCCCCUGUGGCCCCUCUGCCUCCCCCAUCGCCCUCCCUGUCCUGGUGCUUCCAGCAGGAGGACUGGACACCCCCAGCCUGGCCAGGGCCGGGCUCCCACCUGGACACGGGGAUUGGCCACCAGCAGGAGAACCCAGCAGCAUGAAAACCUGGCCUCCACAAAAACUGCCUGAGGCACCUGUGCCAGCAGUGCCUGUCCCAGGACGUGCUCCAGGAAAGAAAGAACAAAGUGUGGAAAGACCUGGAUGAGGACACACCACUGUUCUCUGACUAAGGAAACAAAAUCU